This is a messenger RNA of Kluyveromyces marxianus DMKU3-1042, 561 nucleotides long. RefSeq names its product Pam17p (gene PAM17). Lineage: Eukaryota; Fungi; Ascomycota; Saccharomycetes; Saccharomycetales; Saccharomycetaceae. The transcript has a single exon. The record is from RefSeq and is a predicted model, not a curated record. Gene Ontology annotation, biological process: protein import into mitochondrial matrix. Gene Ontology annotation, cellular component: PAM complex, Tim23 associated import motor. The coding region runs from base 1 to 561 and encodes 186 amino acids.
AUGUUGAGACUAGGAUUGAACUUACCAAACCGUAUGGUUGGGUUGAACGCAAGUUCGAUGGUGAAAAGGGCCACGAAAGUGAGAUUUAAUAGCACUGGGUCGCUAAAUAAGAUGACAUGGCCUGAGUUUUUCCAGCUUCGUAAGAAGGAGCGUGUUUACAACACCGUUUCUUCGGUGCUCACUGCGAUUGUGUUUGUGAACGGGUCGUGGUUCUACUUUUCUACCUUGGAGAUUGAUCCUACGCAGACUAUUUUAGGGUUUGAUCCGCUAAUGACGAUCAGCGUGGGUAUGAUUGGUUUUGCUGGUGUCGGGUGGCUUUUGGGGCCUAUCUUUGGGUCUGCGCUGUUCAAGGUAACUUCUGGAAGCAAGCUUGCGCAGUACCAGCAGAAGCAGUUGGCUUUUUUGGCGAAGAUCCAGAAGAACAGGGUCAACCCACAGUCGCAGUCGUUCAGCAAUCCUGUGCCAGAUUACUACGGGGAGAAGAUCAACUCGAUACAGCAGUACAGACAAUGGCUAAGAGACUGUCAUUCGUACAAGAGAAAGGCCAGUGAGUUUUUGUGA